AUGGCUUCAGGACACAACGAAUAUGGGCACGGCUACGCCGCCACCGAGGUGAAGCAUCACGAAUGGCGUACCGCCGAGAACAGCAGUCCACAUCUUGUACCAAAGCUGCAAGCCAUUGUCAAAGAUAACCCAAAGCUAAAACUUCUCGACGUUGGUGCCGGAUCUGGUACCAUCUCAACUUCAUUGGCAAAGUACAUGCCCGAGGGGGAAAUUACUGCGACCGACAUAUCCGAUGAGAUUCUUGCUCGAGCCAAGGAAUAUGCCGACUCCCAAGGCGUUUCCAACAUCAAGUUCCAGCAAGCCAAUAUUUUUGAGCUACCUUUUCCAGACUCGACUUUUGAUGUUACGCAUGCGCAUCAAGUCCUCUGCCAUUUAGGUGCCCCCGUGGAUGCUAUCCGUGAAAUGCUCAGGGUGACGAAACCUGGGGGUACUGUUUCUCUUCGUGAGAGUGACAUGCAUAUGUGGUGCAUAUGGCCUGAACUCCCAGCCCUUCUCAAGUUUCAUGAGCUUCAGAUCAAGAACAUCGCAGGCAAAGGCGGCCAGGAUAAGGGAGGUCGUCAACUUCUCUCGUGGGCCUUAGAAGCCGGAGCUUCGCGUCAAGAGAUUGCUCUGAGUUUUGGUACGUGGUGCUAUAGUACACCAGAAGAUAAGAAAGCAUGGGGUUUGGCGAUGAAAGAUCGGUCGCUUACUGGCUUUGCGCGCGAUAAGGCUGUUGAGUUGGGCAAUGCGACCGGAGAGGAGCUGGAUGAUAUGGCUAAGGCUUGGGAGCAGUGGAUUGAGACCGAUGAUGCUUCGUUAGGUAUUAUGAACGGCGAGGCAUUGAUCACCAAGAUUUAG
This is a messenger RNA of Fusarium sp. VM40, 837 nucleotides long. The record is from the annotation of a GenBank genome assembly. Lineage: Eukaryota; Fungi; Ascomycota; Sordariomycetes; Hypocreales; Nectriaceae.